CUGCUGGGGGUGCUCUGCUUGCCUGCACUGAUGGGUCUCUGAAGAGCCAUUGGCAGACCUCACUGGCGCUGGGCAGGCAUGGGAAAGCAGCGCUGUUCAGGGGUGGCCUCCUGAUCGCCCCUUGCUGUUUGACCUUGAACAAGUUGCUAGAUUCACCCCACGCCUUGAAUCCACUGGCAGAGUUCUUCACAGGUGCCUAAAAGCGAACAAACACCCUCUCCUGCCUCCCUUAGCUUAGGUUACAGGGUUGUGACCCCCGGCCUGGCCCCCCCAGCCCUCGGCUCCCCUGAUGCGGCCAUGGGCUCUAGCAGUGACUAGGUGGCCACCGUCCGCCCCUACAGCCCAGCGACGAUUCUCCGCGGGGCCCAGCAGCGCUCCAAGCCAGCUCUGGGGAAGCCUCGGCCGCCAGGGCCCCCUGGCCAGUCCACCUGCCCAGGAUGAGAGCUUACCCUCCCAGCAGCCACCGCGCCAACCCCCACACCUCCCCGUAGAGGAGCGCCGGGCCUCGGCUCCUGCCCACAGGAGCCCCCGAAUGCUGCACCAAACCUCCCAGCAGAGCCCGUUCAUGGUUGAUCUCCACGAGCAGGUGCACCAGGGACCUGUCCCUCUGUCCUACACUGUCACCACAGUAACCACCCAAGGCUUCCCGUUGCCUGCAGGCCAACACAUCCCCGGCUGCAGUGCCCAGCAACUCCCAGCAUGCUCCGUGAUGUUCAGCGGGCAGCAUUACCCGCUCUGCUGCCUCCCGCCCCCGCUGAUCCAGGCAUGCACUAUGCAACAGCUCCCUGUGUCCUACCAGACCUACCCCCACCUCAUCUCCGGUGACCCCUACAUUCUGCACCCCCCACCGCCCGCCCCACCGCCCCAGCCCACCCACAUGGCACCUUUGGGGCAGUUUGUAUCACUGCAGACCCAGCACCCGCGGAUGCCUCUGCAGCGGCUGGACAAUGACGUGGACCUGCGUGGGGACCAGCACCCCCUGGGCAGCUUUACCUACCCCACCUCUGCCCCGGGUCCAGCCUUGUCCCCUUCAGUGCCCCUGAACUACCUGCCCCACGAUCCGCUGCACCAGGAGCUGUCCUUUGGGGUGGGCAGUGGAACAGAGGGAAGCAUCCUGUGUCCUCCAGUCCCUAGUGAUGUUGACACUGAGCCCUUUGACCUGUUCUCUAGCUCGAUGCUGCCCAUGUCACCCACAGCUAUGGGACCCACCAUCAGCCUGGACCUAGAAGUGGAUGAUAUGGAGAUGGAGAACUACGAGGCCCUCCUGAACCUGGCCGAGCGGCUGGGAGAUGCCAAGCCCCGGGGUCUCACCAAAGCCGACAUAGAACAACUCCCGUCGUACCGCUUCAACCCCGACAGCCACCAGUCAGAGCAGACGCUAUGCGUGGUCUGCUUCAGCGACUUCGAGGUGCGGCAACUGCUCCGAGUCCUCCCCUGUAACCACGAGUUUCACGCCAAGUGUGUGGACAAAUGGUUGAAGGCCAACCGGACGUGUCCCAUCUGCCGGGCCGAUGCCUCUGAGGUACCCCGAGAGGCUGAGUGAGGCCCCACCGCUGGCCACGAGAACCCUGCCCGAAGCUCUGGAAACAUCCAGGGAGGACAGACGGGGAGGGAGGGGCCCAGGCCUGCCUCCGUUCCACCUACAACUCCAGGGCCAGCCCUGCGAGAAACCCCUGCAAUAAGCCCCUGCAUUUGCCAAGCUCCAAAGACUCCUUCCCCCCUUCUGCCUGCCUGUCUGCCCGCCCGCCCGCCAUGGAGCUGUCUGGGUGUUACCCCCUCACCCCAGCCUCCCUCCUGACCACCCCUGAGAGGCCUCCUCCCUGCUGGCACUGGAGAACCUGCAGGUCUCCCCCCCUCCCGCCACCCCCUCCAGUGUGCCUGGUGGGAAUCCUUGGCGCGUCCCCCUUUCUCCCAAGCCAUGGGCAAAGGGGUCACCAUCCUGGGUCACUCUACACUGAAACGCUGUGUCCACCACCCAGGGGGCCUUGCCAGGUGUGUAGGACACAGAUGGUGGCCACCGGCCACUUCCUGAGUCCCUGCCUGGCUGCACCCCCAGACAGCUUGGCUGUGGUGGUCUAGUUCCUUAAGCCGAUCUGUGCUGGGGCACAGCCCCCCCCACCCCCCCAGCCACAGCCGCCAAGGGCUGUGUUCCUGGUGACACGGCUUCUCCAAGGUGACACACAGGGUUUGGACCUGGCCUGAUGAUCCCCCCCUCUUGGGAGAUUUUUUUUGUGGGUUUGUUUUUUUUUUGGCCAUUUCUACUCUUUUUUUUUUUUUCUUUUCUUCCUGUAGCCCCAAAACUUGCGUGUAGAGUUUGGAGGUGUGGAUAGUUAAGCCUUC
Molecule: messenger RNA, 2340 nt
Organism: Dipodomys ordii (Ord's kangaroo rat)
Lineage: Eukaryota; Metazoa; Chordata; Mammalia; Rodentia; Heteromyidae
Gene: Rnf44
Product: ring finger protein 44
Exons: 10
Coding region: 290-1543 (417 amino acids)
Source: RefSeq, a predicted model, not a curated record